AUGAGUUUACCGCUGACAACGUCUUUGAACAUCAGUCGAGCAGCUCUAGAGCAAUCUGGAAUUCCAGAAGAUGCCAUAAAUCCUCUCAUGAAUGCAAGCGAGUUGAGCAAAUUGAUUGAGAAGAGGAUUUCUGGCGUCGACUAUUUGAACGAUGAUAUCGCUCUUCUCCACAACUCUCCAAAGUUCUCUCCACAUGUCUGGAUUCCUUUCGAACGGUGUCAGCACAAGUCCAUCCACCUGAAGCAAAUCAUUUUAAUUGUCUUUCAAAUUUCCGCGUGCCUCUUGCAGCUCGCUGAGGUCGGACCUCCACUGAAGGAACGCUUCGUUUUCCAAUCUGGUAAGCUCCUCCAUAUUCUCCCAAAGUUCUUUUGCUGGGCGUCUAGGAAUUCGCAAGCGGUGCUCGUUUUCCUUCUGGAGAUCAAGAUUGGCACGAUGCAGCAGUUGCUCCGAUUCAACUCACUUUCCUUUCAAUCGAUCCGAUGGAAUUGCCCGUGGCACCGAAACUCAUUCCGACCGUGCUACUUUCCAUAUAAAAUGCAAGAAAAGCUGAACGUCGACACUGUCGAGAAGCGAACGGAAACCCGCGGAGGACGUCUGAUGCUGAUGAGAAGGAUUCUUCGAGAGCAAAAGUUUUUGGGAUACGUCACUAAGCCGACUGAUUCAACGAAGAUCUCUUAUCCAUUGUAA
Messenger RNA from Caenorhabditis remanei, 687 nucleotides. RefSeq lists its product as uncharacterized. Lineage: Eukaryota; Metazoa; Nematoda; Chromadorea; Rhabditida; Rhabditidae. The transcript has 3 exons. The coding region runs from base 1 to 687 and encodes 228 amino acids. The record is from RefSeq and is a predicted model, not a curated record.